AUGCCGGCAUCCGAAUCAUCCAACGAGGCUCACCAGUGCGACUCCUGCUUCAAAACCUACCAACGACGUGACCUCCUCUUGCGCCAUCGACGCCGAUGUCUGCGGUCGAACAAACCUAAGGUACGCCGCAAAGCGUGCAAUGCCUGCGUGCUGGCCAAGACCAAAUGCUGCUGCACACAACCGAUCUGCUCGCGAUGUGCCAAACGGGGCAUUCCUUGCGAAUACGUGUCUACGGUCAACACAGCAGCCACCAUUCCUUCUGACUCUUCCGACUCCUCCUCGUCCCCGUCGACCAGAGAUCAUCCCAGACCUUAUGAAACCCGCGUGAGCACGACAGACUUCCCGCCGCUAUGGAGCCCUCGGAGCAUGCUGGGUGGUCCCAGCGCUGACAGCUUCGACUCGUGGAGCUCCCAGAACUUCAUCUGGACCAUGGAUACCCUCGAUUUCCCCUCGUUGCCCUCAUCAGCAGGCUUAGUCGACGAAGUCACCUUGGACCCGACACCGGCAGUCCCGACCAGCCAUCCGAGCCCCGCAUUUCCAGUGGCAUCGGCUUCGUUGCAGCCCUACAGUACGCCGGUGGAGAUUUCCAUGGUGCCGCCAAAUCCAGGGAUCGCCGAUACGUCCACCCUGACCGGUCUGGGCGGCGGUCUCAACGUCCCGGGGGUGCUGGAGUCCAACUAUAUCCGUCUGCUGGCACAGUAUCCGAGACUGUUGCUUCAGGACGAUUUCUACUCCCCGUUCGUGCACCGCACCCUGUUCAACGAUCAUGUGGCGGACAUGACGAUUCUGCCCCACACAUCCAUGGCCAUUUGCUGCGGAAGUGCCUUGGGCGUCAAAGACGCCGCCGGGUACGUCAAGCGAGCCAUGGACGCGCAACGACAAAGCUUGAUCGAGUCAUAUCCCACCUACCAGUGCAUGGAACAGUGGGACGCUCUGCACGCAAUGCUCCUCUACGAGAUCCUCGAGAUGGGCAUCACGCCCGUUGACGAGUCCGAGAGUUGGAAACAGAAGCGCCGCACAAAAGGGCUGAAAUCGCCCUUCCUCUCAAAGAUGACCCAGUGCUUCUCGCGGUCCUACCUCGAGUCGCACGAUACGGCCCUGCUGCCAUUCACCAACAGCGACAGCACCGCAAACAGCUCCUGGGUCAAAUGGGCCGUGGCCGAAACCGCCCGCCGCACCAUCUUCCUCGCCAACAUUGUCAACUUCUUCAGCAACCGCGAUCUCGACUCCAGGCGCCAAUCGCCCUACUACGAGCCACUCAACGAUGAGCUCAUUAUGAAGAUGCCUCUGCCCUGCGAUCAAGCGCUGUGGAGCGCUCGCACCGAAGACGAGUGGCGCAAGGCCACACUCGCGUCUCCUGGCUCGCCAGGCACCACUGACGCUUUUUCGACUUUGGGCCCUGUUGGUGACAUCCCGGGCCGGGGGCAGCUCCCGAAUGGCCAAUACCAACCCUCACUCGAAGUGCUUUUCUCCAAGUUCGCCACGGACGAUCUCCGGGCGAAUUGCGUGACGAAUGCGGGUUUUGCCGACUCGGAUGAGCUGCGGUCGUUUAUCAUUCUCUGUGCGCUGGAGCAAUUUGCGUGA
Molecule: messenger RNA, 1584 nt
Organism: Aspergillus fischeri NRRL 181
Lineage: Eukaryota; Fungi; Ascomycota; Eurotiomycetes; Eurotiales; Aspergillaceae
Product: Zn(II)2Cys6 transcription factor domain-containing protein
Exons: 3
Coding region: 1-1584 (527 amino acids)
Biological process (GO): regulation of DNA-templated transcription
Molecular function (GO): zinc ion binding; DNA-binding transcription factor activity, RNA polymerase II-specific
Source: RefSeq, a predicted model, not a curated record